Cantharellus anzutake is the source of this 2928-nucleotide messenger RNA. Its product is annotated as JmjC domain, hydroxylase-domain-containing protein. The transcript is spliced from 7 exons. Gene Ontology annotation, biological process: chromatin remodeling. The coding region runs from base 59 to 2635 and encodes 858 amino acids. Gene Ontology annotation, molecular function: histone H3K36 demethylase activity; histone H3K9 demethylase activity. The record is from RefSeq and is a predicted model, not a curated record. NCBI's taxonomy places the organism in Eukaryota, Fungi, Basidiomycota, Agaricomycetes, Cantharellales, Hydnaceae. Gene Ontology annotation, cellular component: nucleus.
CUCCCGUCACGUGGCACUGAACGCUACGCGGCGAGGUUUCAGACUUGGAGCCAGAAAUAUGUCGCAGGACGCAUCUGCAGCAGCAUGUUGCAUUCAACCAGACCACUUUUAUCCGAAUGGGUACACUAUGGGGAAACGGCAUGAACCCGGGGCGUUGCUCGACCCAUCGCAGGACCCAUUUGCCACACGCGGUAUACCUGUAUUUCGACCAUCCAUGGAGGAGUUCCAGGAUUUCGAGGCUUACAUGGAGAUGGUGCAAGUUUGGGGAGCUAGGAGCGGAAUCGUUAAAAUCAUCCCUCCUCGCGAGUGGGCGCAGUCUUUACCGUCAACGGUUCCUUUGUUGCCUUCUAUUAAAGUGAAGAAUCCCAUUGAGCAACGCAUGGAGGGUGGGGGUGGGCUCUUCAGGCAAUGCAACGUGGAAAAGCGCAAGACAUUUACGAUCAUGGAAUUCGCUCAGAUGUGUUGGAGGGAGGAUCUCAGGUCGCCGAGCCCUUCUCAAACUGCACGUAGUGCACGUUCCAGCUACCGUUGCAACGGGACGUCCGGGGAGAGUGACUCUGAGCACAACGCGUCCAGUGUCAUCCCAUUCGACUGGGCUACCGUGGCGAACAGUCACAACUUGAGUUCAGAGGAACUAAAUUUCUAUUCUACAUUCGAUCCUCAUUCAGCCUGGCUUCCUCCUGAUACUCAGACAUCGGACUAUACUCCUGAGGCUUGCCGAAAUCUUGAGCGUAUUUAUUGGCGAACGUGUGGAAUAUCUGCCCCGGCGUGGUAUGGUGCAGAUAUGCAAGGAUCACUGUUUACGGAUGCUACCACAACGUUCAAUGUUGCCCGUCUGCCGUCACUUCUUAGCCGUCUCAGCAUGAGACGAGCCUUGCCAGGAGUGAAUACUCCCUACUUGUAUUUUGGCAUGUGGCGUGCCACAUUCGCCUGGCACGUAGAAGACAUGGAUCUUUACUCGAUCAAUUACAUCCACUGGGGGGCACCAAAACAGUGGUACGCUGUCCCGAACGAACGGAGCAAAAUGUUCGAGGCCAUCAUGCGAGGGUACUUCCCAUCUGACACUUCGGCAUGUCCAGAGUUUCUGCGACACAAAUCGUACCUUGCAUCGCCGACAUUAUUAGCGCAAGCGUCAUGCCGACCAAAUCCACUGGUUCAACAUCAGGGUGAAUUUGUGAUUACAUUUCCCAGGGGAUAUCAUGCUGGUUAUAAUAUGGGAUUUAACUGUGCCGAAUCAGUUAACUUCGCCCUGAAGAAUUGGGUCGAUAUUGGCAGAAAAGCCAAGUUUUGCACAUGUGUACCCGAUAGCGUUCGCAUAGAUGUGGAUGCACUGCUCGCGGAAUCCAGAGAAUCUCAGGAACAGGAGGAAAGGAAACGUCGGCAUUUGAAACGCAAAAUCCCUCCCGAUGAAGUCUUGGUCCCUUCGCACCUUGCUAAGCACUCUGCACGUCAUGAUUCUUCGCCAGCAACGCUUCCUGCCCAUUCGACGGACAAGUUGCUCGUGUGCUUACCGAAGAGGAUCUCGCAUCAACCACAAUCGUCUGGUUACUUUUGUUGUCUAUGUCCCUCAUCCACAACUCACAGCUCUGGCCCUCUUCUGCGUUGUGCGUCCGCGCCACCGACGCAUCUGCGAGGUCAGGCUUCGACGGCGACCAAAUCCCAAUCCCAACCGUUACCCCAAGGGCUGCUCCCAGUUGUCGGGCUAAGAGCUCAUGAAACAUGUGCGUUGGUGCUGCCAGAGACCUGGAUUGAUGUAGUGGACGGUGAGAACGUUGUGUGCGGCCUCGACUGCAUCGGGAAAGACCGUUGGAGUUUGAAAUGCUCGGUGUGCAUCUCUCCGGCUCAAAAACAACACGGGGCCAAGAUACAAUGCACCCGCGGGAAAUGCAUCAAGGCGUUUCAUGUCACUUGUGCAUUGCAGAAAAGUGAUAUAGCAUUCAAUACAGAGCUGACCCGAUCAGACGUGGUUCUGGUUGACCCGGCAUCAACACACUCCGAUCAAGAUCUCUCAUCCACUUCACCAAUACGAUCAGUGAAAAAACUUUCCUAUGAGCUUCUCUGCUCUCAGCAUAACCCGAUUGUUCAGCAGCGUCGGAGGACUCAACGGCUUGACAGGAUGCAGGCGGAUUUGCUUGCCUUGCCACCAGAUUCUCGGAUUAGAGUUCGAGUUUCUAGUGGAGUAUUUGAGGUGACUCUUGUUCAAGUGAAUGUGCCAGAGCACAGCAUUUUGGUUCAGUGGGGUGAUGGGAAACUACGUGAUCUUAAGUGGGGCUGCAUAGUAAAGGCAUCGCCAAAGAAUGUGCUUGGCACCUGUCUCCCUUCCUCGGGUGUAACAGGGCCUGACGACUUAGAACUGAAAUCCGUUGGACAGAAUCUCAGCUUCACCCCGGGGCAGUCAACAACUACAACUUUGCCUCCUAGCUUGUCCGACCCUGAUCAUAUUGGCGGGCUCUUGGGUACCGUCCAGAGUGCCACCAGUCCUCAGCUACUUAACAUCGCUCCGAAUGAAUCAUCAACAAUUGAACGCCAAUUGAAGUGCAUUUGCAUGACGCCACCUCUUUCAUCCGACAACGCAUAUGCUACACAAGGCCCGUUGCCGUACUCGACCCUAUCUACGACCUUUGACCCGGUAUAACUGACACACAGUGAUUUGGUUGUAUGCAUGCUGCCUCUGACUGCCGCAGCUCCUUUGUUAGAUACUCUCUGUAAAUAAUAUGGGAGUUUCUGUGGUUUCCACUGCAUCUGAAGCACCAGCGUUUCCAGCUUUCCACAUCUGUUCCCGCUAUUAUUGGUUCAACUAGUUGAACUGCCUUCGGCUGGUUGAGGACAUUUGUUGUAUUCCAAAUAUAGCAACACGGUUCAGUGGCCCCCAGAUGUAAUAUAGAAAUGAGAGAACUGUAACUAUAGAACAUAUGGUGCUAAAGCACC